CAGGAGCCGGUACACACUGGGCUCACCCUCCCUCGCCCCCAUUUGUGUGUCCAAAGGCGGGACACCCUCCUACCACCUGUAGAGAAGAGGGAGUGGAUUUGAAAUUAAGUCCAGGUGUCUGGGGUCCCUAGACUGUGCCGGACUUCGGACUCUGUGUCCUGCUACUUCUGCUGAGGCUUUUACAGCAGGAUCCUGAGUCUCCUUUGCUCUCCCUUCUGGACCUUUCCUUGUCAGCCUAUCUGUCCUCCUGGGUGUCUUGACUUUCUGCGCCUGCUCCUGGGAUGUCAUGGAGUUGGGUCUGUCUCCACCUCAUCGCAGCAGCUCCCCAGAAGACCUGUACCCAGCCCCUGGAACCCCUCCUGGGACUCCCCCGCCCCCUGAUGCCCCUCUGCCUGGGGAGGUGAAGAGGUCCCAGCCUCUGCCCAUUCCCACCAGCAGGAAACUUCGAGAGGAGGAGCUGCGGACGACCUCUCUACCCUCCAUCCCCAACCCUUUUCCAGAGCUCUGCAGUCCUCCUUCGCAGACCCCCAUUCUCGGGGGGCCCUCCAGUGCAAGGGGGCUGCUCCCUCGAGACACCAGCUGCCCCCAUGUAGUAAAGGUGUACAGUGAAGAUGGGGCCAGUCGGUCGGUGGAGGUGGCGGCAGGUGCCACGGCGCGCUAUGUAUGUGAGAUGUUGGUGCAGCGAGCUCACGCCCUCAGUGAUGAGAACUGGGGGCUGGUGGAGUGCCACCCCCAUCUAGCGCUGGAGCGGGGUUUGGAGGACCAUGAGUCAGUGGUGGAAGUGCAGGCUGCUUGGCCUAUUGGUGGAGACAGCCGCUUUGUUUUCCGCAAAAACUUCGCCAAGUAUGAACUGUUCAAGAGCUCCCCACAUUCCCUGUUCCCAGAAAAGAUGGUCUCCAGCUGUUUGGACACACACACGGGCGUAUCCCACGAAGACCUAAUCCAGAACUUCCUGAAUGCAGGCAGCUUCCCCGAGAUCCAGGGCUUCCUGCAGCUGCGGGGGUCAGGACGCAAGCUUUGGAAACGCUUCUUCUGCUUCCUGCGCCGGUCUGGCCUCUAUUACUCCACCAAGGGUACCUCCAAGGACCCGAGGCACCUGCAGUACGUAGCCGACGUGAACGAGUCUAACGUGUAUGUGGUGACCCGGGGCCGCAAGCUGUACGGGAUGCCCACAGACUUUGGCUUCUGUAUCAAGCCGAACAAGCUUCGAAAUGGCCACAAGGGGCUUCGCGUCUUUUGCAGUGAGGAUGAGCAGAGCCGCACCUGCUGGUUAGCUGCCUUCCGCCUCUUCAAGUAUGGGGUUCAACUGUAUAAGAAUUAUCAGCAGGCACAGUCUCGCCACCUGCGCCCGUCCUGUGUGGGGUCCCCACCCCUGAGGAGUGUCUCGGAUAACACCCUGGUGGCCAUGGACUUCUCUGGCCAUGCUGGGCGUGUCAUUGAAAACCCUCGGGAGGUUCUAAGUGCAGCCCUGGAGGAGGCCCAUGCCUGGAGGAAGAAGACGAACCACCGUCUCAGCCUGCCCACCCCAUGCUCAGGCACGAGCCUCAGUACAGCCAUCCACCGCACCCAACCCUGGUUCCAUGGACGCAUUUCCCGCGAGGAGAGCCAGCGGCUCAUCACACAGCAGGGCCUUGUAGAUGGCCUGUUCCUGGUCCGAGAGAGUCAGCGGAACCCACAGGGCUUUGUCCUCUCUUUGUGCCACCUGCAGAAAGUCAAACAUUACCUCAUCCUGCCGAGUGAGGAGGAGGGCCGCCUUUACUUCAGCAUGGACGAGGGCCAGACUCGCUUCACCGACCUGCUGCAGCUCGUGGAGUUCCACCAGCUGAACCGCGGCAUCCUGCCCUGUUUGCUGCGCCACUGCUGUACCUGCGUGGCCCUCUGACCACCGCAGGAGCAGGCAUGUGUCUCAGCCCUGUGCUCCUAGGCCAGACUCAGAGGGUCAGAGGGCGGGGACAGGAUUGUGAAUAGUCGGAGGGCUUCCCCACUCCAGUUUUCUCCUCUGCUCCUCUGCCUCCCUGAGGCAGAAAGUGCCCCCCCCCACCCAGUCCACCCUCAACCCCUCUCCUCAAGGGAAGGCACUUGGGGUGGCCCUCUCCCCUUCAUGGAGCUUCUGGGCACUGCCCUGGGGCAGGGCAUUAUGGGAGAAGGAGGGCAGCCCAGGGGAUCUUCUGCCCCACACUUUGUACAGACUGAGAGGCCAGUUGAUCUGCUCUGUUUUAUACUAGUGACAAUAAAGAUUAUUUUUGGAUACA
Messenger RNA from Hipposideros armiger (great roundleaf bat), 2252 nucleotides. RefSeq names its product growth factor receptor bound protein 7 (gene GRB7). The transcript has 16 exons. Gene Ontology annotation, biological process: signal transduction. NCBI's taxonomy places the organism in Eukaryota, Metazoa, Chordata, Mammalia, Chiroptera, Hipposideridae. The coding region runs from base 287 to 1882 and encodes 531 amino acids. The record is from RefSeq and is a predicted model, not a curated record.